UCUGUAGUCGAAUGCAGCAGUAGUGGAGACAGGGAAUAUGUAACCGGUCUUUAUUUAUCACCGACCUCUCCGUUGUACAGGCUAGUCCAUCCGUGAUGUGUGCGCGCUAUGAGCGGUGGAGGUGGAUAUUCUGCUCAGUGUUUUAGCGUUACGUAGCGGACUAGUUGAGUCGUAACGAAACGACAACACCUGAACUGCCUUCAUGUGUGAUGAACCGUGUCUACUUGUUGUCUAUGGACCGGAUCCACCGUACAACGACAGGUACUGAAGAUAAGUCACCAUAGAUAAUGGGCCUGUACCGACCGGAUAUUUCUAACAUUCUCCUAUAAGGAGGUCAGAGAAACCGGAAGGAUGAAGAUCUGGAGUACAGAACAUGUUUUCAGCUACCCGUGGGAGACGGUGAUCAAGGCAGCGAUGAGGAAGUACCCUAAUCCCAUGAACCCUAGUGUGGUGGGAGUGGAUGUGUUAGACAGGAACCUGGACACUGAUGGACGGCUCCACAGCCACAGACUCCUCAGCACCGAGUGGGGCCUGCCCGGUAUCGUACGAGCGAUCUUGGGGACCAGUCAUACCAGGACGUACGUCAAGGAGCACUCCAUCGUGGAUCCUGUGGAGAAAAAGAUGGAGCUUUAUUCAACAAAUAUAACUCUAACCAAUCUGGUGUCAGUGGAUGAAAGACUGGUUUACAGACCUCACCCAGACAACCCAGAGGUUACUGUUCUGACCCAGGAGGCCAUCAUCACAGUAAAAGGAGUCAGUUUGAGCAGUUACCUGGAGGGAAUGAUGGCCCUCAGAAUGUCAGCUAACGCCAGAAAGGGUUGGGAUGCUAUAGAGUGGAUCAUUCAGAACUCUGAAAGGGAGAACGUUCCUCUAUGUGACCUGUACUAACUCUGGAAGGGCCAAUCAGAGGAGUGUAGACUACAUGAUCAGGGACUAUAUCAUCCUACACCAAGCAGCCAGCCCAGCCAAUCAGAACCCUCUCUGGUACCCAGCCAAACCUCCCACAUGGCAGCUGGGAAUCAGAACCCUCUCUGGUACCCAGCCAAACCUCCCACAUGGCUGCUGGGAAUCAGAACCCUCUCUGGUACCCAGCCAAACCUCCCACAUGGCAGCUGGGAAUCAGAACCCUCUCUGGUGUCCAGCCAAACCUCCCACAUGGCAGCUGGGAAUCAGAACCCUCUCUGGUACCCAGCCAAACCUCCCACAUGGCAGCUGGGAAUCAGAACCCUCUCUGGUACCCAGCCAAACCUCCCACAUGGCAGCUGGGAAUCAGAACCCUCUCUGGUACCCAGCCAAACCUCCCACAUGGCAGCUGGGCAUCAGAACCAUCCCUGGUGCCCAGGCUUCAUAGAGGGCAUCACAACCCUCCCUGGUGCCCAGGCUUCAUAGAGGGCAUCACAACCCUCCCUGGUGCCCAGGCUUCAUAGAGGGCAUCUGAACCUUCUUCCUGGAACACAUGGAUUAUAUGUACUAUACUACAAGCUCAUAAAUAUCAUCCAUCCCAAUGGAAUACAGUGAAGAGUUCCAGUACUGGUGGAUCUCUCCAUGUGUUCAUCAGGACCUCCUGAAGUUCUCCGUACCAAUAAACAAUGUUGCUGGCUGUCAGGUCAACGAUCAAUAGAAACACAAGGGUUAUUAAUACAUCAUCAGAAAGACAGUGAUCAUUGAUCCUUCCACAGAAAGAUAUCCCUACUGAGGGAUUGAGGCCAACGUUGAUGUCCAGGAGGAUAUUGAUUGGAUACAUAGGUGUAUGAUAGAUGUAGGUUGCGUGCCAUUUAGGACGACAUUUAGGAUGCUAUUUAGGACGACAUUUAGGAUGCUACUUAGGAUGCAUAUGUAGUGUGGAUAUAACACCUCCCCACUCUAACAUGUGAAUCACAUAGAAAAGCUACAAAACGUCAUUCUCCAUAUGAAAUGCGGAUGGUAUUUGCUAUGGAAAUCAUCUACUGCCAUACACUGUAUGAAGUAUGCAUUCAUCAUUCUCUUAUGGAAGGUUCUUCAGUAAUCUAUCACAACAUUCUCUUAUGGAAGGUUCCUCCAGGAAUCUAACAUUCUCUUAUGGAAGGUUCUUCAGUAAUCUAUCACAACAUUCUCUUAUGGAAGGUUCCUCCAGGAAUCUAACAUUCUCUUAUGGAAGGUUCUUCAGUAAUCUAUCACAACAUUCUCUUAUGGAAGGUUCCUCCAGGAAUCUAACAUUCUCUUAUGGAAGGUUCUAGAGUAAUCUAUCACAACAUUCUCUUAUGGAAGGUUCCUCCAGGAAUCUAACAUUCUCUUAUGGAAGGUUCUUCAGGAAUCUAACAUUCUCUUAUGGAAGGUUCUUCAGGAAUCUAACAUUCUCUUAUGGAAGGUUCUCCAGGAAUCUAUCGCAAAUGUGAAUGGUGUCUGGUAGUGUUUCAUAUUUAAGCGAGAGUUUCUUUGACAUUUUUAACACAAUGGAUAUUUCUUUGCACGUAGAUAGUCUAGGAUUAUGAAGGUAUAUACAUUAAAUGAAUGUACAGUGACCUCACAUAGAUAGGAAAACUACAGUAGAGCUGACGAUGCAGUAAAAUAUAAAUGUUCAGACAAACUUCAACGGUAAGAGAGAACAACCUCACUCUACAGACCAGGGUGAUAUGUUACAUACCACUGUGAACAGGACCUCGUUGGGUUAGCAAAUGCACUUCAUGACAAAUUGGUAUUUUAAUGGACCUACAUGUAUGUUUAAACUGUGUCUAAAAGGGCAUCCUAGUGCACUACUUUUGACCAGAGUCCACCCUAUUCCCUACAUAGUGCACUACUUUAGACCAGAGUCCUAUGGCCAACUAAGACACUACUUUAGACCAGAGCCCUAUU
Molecule: messenger RNA, 2832 nt
Organism: Salmo salar (Atlantic salmon)
Lineage: Eukaryota; Metazoa; Chordata; Actinopteri; Salmoniformes; Salmonidae
Source: RefSeq, a predicted model, not a curated record